Molecule: messenger RNA, 2237 nt
Organism: Carassius carassius (crucian carp)
Lineage: Eukaryota; Metazoa; Chordata; Actinopteri; Cypriniformes; Cyprinidae
Product: glutamate dehydrogenase, mitochondrial-like
Exons: 13
Coding region: 142-1776 (544 amino acids)
Biological process (GO): L-glutamate catabolic process
Cellular component (GO): mitochondrion
Molecular function (GO): L-glutamate dehydrogenase (NAD+) activity
Source: RefSeq, a predicted model, not a curated record
UACUCAAGCUGACACUUUAUUGAGUGGAGAGGAAAAAGGAGGAGCCCUGGUGUCCGUUUAUUCACCCGUCCCACCCUUUGACACUGUCUUAGUUUUUUUCUCUCUUUUGUAGACUGUUUUUUAGUGUUUUAAUUCAAAAUCAUGUAUAGGUAUCUGGGGGAGCUCGUCAGCCGCGCAGCCGCCAGCAGCGCUCUGGCCUCGGGAUGCGUUGAAUCCGCUUUGCCCGCUUCCGCGACUCUCCUGCGCGUCCGCCGUUACAGCGUAGCCGUGGGAGAGAAAGACGAUGACCCUAACUUCUUUAGGAUGGUCGAGGGUUUCUUCGACCGCGGAGCUUCUAUCGUGGAGGACAAACUCGUGCAUGAUCUGAAGACGAGAGAAACGCCCGAGCAGAAGCGGCACCGAGUGCGGGGGAUCCUCAAGAUCAUCAAGCCCUGCAACCACGUCCUGUCCGUGUCUUUCCCCAUCAAGAGAGACAACGGGGAGUGGGAGAUGAUCGAGGGCUACCGAGCUCAACACAGCCAGCACAGGACUCCGUGUAAAGGAGGUAUCCGUUACAGCACAGAGGUGUCAGUGGAUGAGGUGAAAGCCCUUGCCUCACUAAUGACAUACAAAUGUGCUGUUGUAGAUGUGCCUUUUGGAGGAGCUAAAGCGGGGGUGAAAAUUAACCCAAAGAAUUACUCCGACACAGAGCUGGAGAAGAUCACAAGAAGGUUUACUAUUGAGUUGGCUAAAAAGGGCUUCAUUGGGCCUGGCAUUGACGUCCCAGCCCCGGACAUGAGCACAGGAGAAAGGGAAAUGUCCUGGAUUGCUGACACAUAUGCUAACACAAUGGGCCAUCAUGAUAUCAAUGCUCAUGCCUGUGUUACCGGUAAGCCCAUCAGCCAGGGUGGGAUCCAUGGCCGUAUAUCUGCCACUGGCCGUGGUGUCUUCCAUGGCAUUGAAAACUUUGUCAAUGAGGCCGCUUACAUGAGCCAGCUGGACAUGACCCCGGGGUUUGGAGACAAGACAUUUGUCGUUCAGGGUUUUGGUAAUGUGGGCCUGCACUCCAUGCGUUAUCUGCAUCGUAACGGAGCAAAGUGUGUCGGUGUCGGAGAGCUGGAUGGAUGCAUCUGGAACCCUAAAGGCAUUGAUCCCAAAGAGCUGGAAGACUAUAAGCUGGCCAAUGGCACUAUUGUUGGCUUUCCUGAUGCCACCCCCUAUGAAGGCAGCAUCUUGGAAGCUGAGUGUGAUAUCCUGAUCCCUGCUGCAAGUGAAAAACAACUUACAAAGAAAAAUGCCAACAACAUCAAGGCCAAGAUAAUUGCUGAAGGAGCUAACGGUCCCACCACCCCUGAAGCUGACAAGAUAUUCCUAGAGAGGAAUAUCAUGGUGAUCCCUGACAUGUACCUGAAUGCUGGAGGUGUGACGGUCUCCUACUUUGAGUGGCUGAAGAACCUGAACCACGUCAGUUAUGGCAGACUAACCUUCAAAUACGAAAGGGACUCAAACUACCAUCUCCUCAUGUCUGUCCAGGAGAGUCUGGAAAGGAAGUUUGGGAAACAUGGUGGAGCCAUACCUGUUGUUCCCACAGCUGAAUUUCAAGAGAGGGUUGCUGGAGCGUCUGAAAAGGACAUUGUGCAUUCUGGAUUGGCUUACACAAUGGAGCGAUCCGCCAGACAAAUCAUGCGCACAGCCAACAGGUAUAACCUUGGGCUAGACCUGAGGACAGCGGCCUACGUCAACGCCAUCGAGAAAGUCUUCAAAGUGUACCAUGAGGCUGGUCUAACCUUCACAUAGACGGUUGUAUUAUUCGCCUGACUCUAUAUCUGAGUCUGUUAAUCUGCGCAGACAGAUUUUAUACAUUUAAAUAUAUUCCAUAUCAUUUAGACAUCUUUAGAAUCCUCUGGUCUUUAAGUAUAUCAUCCUUUCAGACUUUUUAGAAAAGCUUUAAUGACAAAAUCCCUUUAAUGCACUCUCCUUGUUAACAUUUAGUAAUGUUUUCUUCAUGUCAUGUGUAAUUGAAGUCGCUGCAUAUUGGAAACACAUUAAGCCUUAGAGUCACAGCCGCACACUGUUGUUUCUAAAACCAGUUUCUACAAAUGAUAGAUGGUUACCUUUUUUUUUUUUUUUUUUUUUUACAAAUUUUAACACCGUUCUAGGCGAGUGGGAAAGGGAUGCAGGAUCAAUCUCAGGCUUUUUUAUAUCCGUUAACAAAAUGUUGGUUUUUGCUGCUCCUUGGAACAUUUUCAGUGAUAACC